Osmerus eperlanus (European smelt) is the source of this 5391-nucleotide messenger RNA. RefSeq names its product STAG1 cohesin complex component a (gene stag1a). The record is from RefSeq and is a predicted model, not a curated record. Gene Ontology annotation, molecular function: chromatin binding. The coding region runs from base 344 to 4120 and encodes 1258 amino acids. Gene Ontology annotation, cellular component: nucleus; cohesin complex; chromatin. Lineage: Eukaryota; Metazoa; Chordata; Actinopteri; Osmeriformes; Osmeridae. Gene Ontology annotation, biological process: sister chromatid cohesion. The transcript is spliced from 32 exons.
ACAGCGAGGAAAAUACCACCAGAUGGCGGUUUAGGAUUGCUGCUCUUCUCAAAGGCGCGGUUCUGCUCGCAUAGCCAAUUUUCAAUAUUAAAAUCCUUUCGGUCUAAAUAAUAAUAUCGAUUGAAUAAUUCGGGAGAUUGUAAUUUUGUCAGCGAUGGUUGGUGAAGGGGCUGGCAUGUUGUGAGUGUGCUGGUUGUGUCUGCAGUGUUGAGCACAUCUGUUCCAGAACUCCUGCCAUCCAGCCCAGCUGACUUCCACCCUACUCCUGUGGACGGCACACACCCACCCACACACACACACACACACACACACACACACACACACACACCCAACAGCAGUCAGGAUGAUCACCUCAGAGCUUCCUGUUCUGCAGGACUCGUCUAACGAGUCAGGAGCUACAGACGCCGUCAGUCUCAGUAUGAGUGUGAGUGAGAUAGAGGACCCCGCAGAGGCCAAGGGCAAGAAGAGGAGAGGAAGGCCUGUCAAACCUGCGACGGCCAAUAAGAAGCCCCGUAAAUCCCUGUCGGAAAAAGGUGUGGGAGGGGCGAGAGGGCGGAAGGCCAAUGGCGUGGCCCAGCAUAAUGGAGAAGGCGGAGAGCCUGUCACACUGUUCGAGGUCGUCAAGCUGGGGAAGAGCGCCAUGCAGUCUGUGGUGGACGACUGGAUAGAGUCCUACAAGCAGGACAGAGACAUCGCUCUUCUGGACCUAAUCAACUUCUUCAUCCAGUGCUCUGGGUGCAAAGGAACCGUGAGGAUCGAGAUGUUCCGGAACAUGCAGAACGCUGAGAUCAUCCGCAAGAUGACGGAGGAAUUCGAUGAGGACAGCGGUGACUACCCCCUCACCAUGCCUGGACCCCUGUGGAAGAAGUUCAGGUACAACUUCUGCGAGUUCAUCGGCGUGCUCAUCCGCCAGUGUCAGUACAGCAUCAUCUACGACGAGUACAUGAUGGACACUGUCAUCUCCCUGCUCACUGGACUGUCGGAUUCGCAGGUGCGAGCCUUCAGACACACCAGCACCCUCGCAGCCAUGAAGUUGAUGACGGCACUGGUAAACGUAGCGUUGAACCUGAGCAUCCACCAGGACAACACCCAGAGGCAGUACGAGGCAGAGAGGAACAAGAUGGCUGGCAAACGGGCCAAUGACAAGCUGGAACUGCUGCUACAAAAGAGGAAGGAGCUCCAGGAGAACCAGGAUGAGAUAGAGAACAUGAUGAACUCCAUCUUCAAGGGAAUAUUUGUCCACCGCUACAGAGAUGCGAUAGCGGAGAUCCGGGCCAUCUGUAUUGAGGAGAUUGGAGUCUGGAUGAAGAUGUACAGCGAUGCCUUUCUCAACGACAGCUACCUGAAAUAUGUGGGCUGGACGCUACAUGAUAGACAAGGCGAGGUGCGUCUCAAGUGUCUGAAGGCGCUGCAGAACCUGUACACCAACAGAGAGCUGUUCCCCAAGCUGGAGCUGUUCACCAACCGCUUCAAGGAUCGCAUCGUGUCCAUGACCCUGGACAAGGAGUACGACGUGGCUGUGGAGGCUAUCCGCCUGGUCACCCUCAUCCUACAGGGCAGCGAGGAUGCACUGUCCAAUGAGGACUGCGAGAAUGUGUACCACUUGGUUUACUCUGCCCACCGGCCGGUUGCAGUGGCGGCGGGGGAGUUUCUGCACAGGAAACUGUUCAGCAGACAUGACCCCCAGGCAGAGGAGGCCUUGGCUAAGAGGAGAGGGAGGAGCAGUCCAAAUGGAAACCUCAUCCGCAUGCUGGUGCUCUUCUUCCUGGAGAGCGAGCUCCACGAGCAUGCGGCCUACCUAGUGGACUCCCUGUGGGAGAGCUCCCAGGAGCUGCUGAAGGACUGGGAGUGUAUGACCGAACUGCUGCUGGAGGAGGCUGUACAGGGGGAGGAGGUGUUGUCAGACAGACAGGAGAGCGCUCUUAUAGAGCUGAUGGUGUGUACCAUACGACAGGCCGCAGAAGCACAUCCCCCAGUAGGCAGGGGUACCGGAAAACGGGUCCUCACAGCGAAAGAGAGGAAGACACAGAUAGACGACAAGAACAAACUGACAGAGCACUUCAUCAUGGCCCUGCCCAUGCUGCUGUCCAAGUACCAGGCAGACUCUGAGAAGGUGGCAAACCUGCUGCAGAUCCCCCAGUUUUUUGACCUCGACGUCUACAGCGCCGGAAGGAUGGAGAAGCACCUGGACGCGCUGCUGAAGCAGAUCCGGCUGGUGGUGGAGAAGCACAUUGAGAUGGAGGUGCUGGAGGCAUGCAGUAAGACCUACAGCAUCCUGUGCUCGGAGGAGUACACCAUCAUGAACCGCGUGGACAUCGCCCGCUCACAGCUCAUCGACGAGAUGACCGACCGCUUCACACACUCCGUGGAAGACCUGCUGCAGGAGGGUGAGGAAGCAGAUGAAGAUGACAUCUACAACGUUCUCUCAACCCUCAAGAGACUCACAGCCUUCCACAACGCCCACGACCUGACACGGUGGGACCUGUUUGGGAACUGCUACCGGCUGCUGAAGGCGGGGAUCGAGCAGGGCUCCAUGCCGGAGCAGAUCGCCACCCAGGCCCUGCAGUGCUCCCACUACUCCAUCCUCUGGCAGCUGGUCAAGAUCACCGAGGGAGCACCCUCCAAGGAUGACCUGGUGGCCCUCAGGAGAGUGGUGAAGUCCUUCCUGGCCGUGUGUCAGCAGUGUCUGUCCAACGUCAACACUCCAGUCAAGGAGCAGGCAUUCAUGCUGCUGUGUGACCUGCUGAUGAUCUUCAGCCACCAGCUGGUGUCGGGGAGCAGGGAGGGGCUGCAGCCCCUGGUGUUCAACCCUGACGCCCCCCUCCAGAACGAGCUGCUGUCCUUCGUGCUGGACCACGUCUUCAUAGACCAGGACGAUGACAGCCAGAGCAUGGAGGGAGAUGAGGAGGACGAGGCCAAUAAGAUCGAGGCGCUCCAUAAGAGGAGGAACCUGCUGGCAGCCUUCAGCAAGCUCAUCAUCUACGACAUCGUGGACAUGCCCGCCGCGGCAGACAUCUUCAAACACUACAUGAAGUAUUAUAACGACUAUGGAGAUAUCAUCAAGGAGACCUUAAGUAAGACCAGACAGACCGACAAGAUCCUGUGUGCCAAGACCCUCAUCCUCAGUCUGCAGCAGCUGUUUAAUGAGCUGCUGCAGGACCAGGGGCCCAACCUGGACCGGACUUCAUCCCACGUGAGCGGCAUCAAGGAGCUGGCACGGCGCUUUGCCCUCACUUUCGGCCUGGACCAGAUCAAGACCCGCGAGGCUGUGGCUACCCUGCACAAGGAUGGGAUCGAGUUUGCGUUUAAGUACCAGAACCCUCGAGGGGCUGAGUUCCCACCUCCUAACCUGGCCUUCCUGGAGGUGCUCAGUGAGUUCUCCUCCAAGCUGCUGCGCCAGGACAAGAAGACUGUCCACUCGUACCUGGAGAAGUUCAUGUCGGAGUCCAUGUCUGAGCGCAGGGAGGAUGUGUGGCUGCCCCUCAUCUCCUACCGGAACAGUCUGCUGACAGGGGGGGACGAGGACCGCCUGUCCGUCACCUCCGGGACCAGCAGCAAGACCAGCUCCAUCCGCAGCAAGAAGGGACGGCCGCCGCUGCACAAGAAACGCAUCGACGAGGAGAGUGUGGAGGGCUCAUGGAUGAUGCGUAACGACACCCUCCAGACACCGGGGGCGCUGCAGACGCCCCAGCUCACCUCCACCGUGCUCCGAGAGAACAGACCCACGGAACACAUCCCGGACCCCGACUCGGAACCUGGCUCCGAGAACGACUACGUACACAAUCCCCAGAUGCAGAUGUCUUGGCUGGGCCAGCAGAAGAUGGAGGAGGUUGGCCGGAAAGACCGGUCCAACAUCAACUACAUGAAGGCACGCAGCAAUCAGGGCGUCAGGCAGACUGUACGUGGGCUAAUGGAGGAUGACGCAGAGCCUAUCUUCGAGGAUGUGAUGAUGUCAUCGCGAGGUCAGCUGGAAGACAUGAAUGAGGAGUUCGAGGACACUAUGGUCAUUGAUCUGCCACCGUCAAGAAACAGACGUGAGAGGGCGGAAUUAAGACCGGACUUCUUUGACUCGGCAGCCAUGAUUGAGGACGAGUCGGGAUUCACCAUGCCCAUGUUCUGAUCUGGGAGACACAGCCUUCCUGAGAUGACCGGAAUCACCUGUCAAUCAUACUGUCAAAAACAAAAACCCCUUCUCUCUCUCUUGGUUGGACACCUGGGUGGGUUUGAAGUGGAUCAGGGAUCUGUUGGGAUCCACCUCGUGGACGUCAGGGAUCCGGUCUCUACAGAGCAGCCAGAGGAUCACUCCCAACCCUCAGAAUGUCAUAACAGGUCAUAGUGAAUAUUGUCCCCAUAGGAAGUCUCACUCACCCUGCUGCUAACAGCUGUGGGACUUGAGGCCCGGUGCGUCCGCCUGGAUGGUACUCCGUCACACAGACGUGAGGUUGUUUUGGUUCCACCACCCCAGUGCCAACACCCUGUACAGUCCCUGUCAGUGUGGCACCUGUCGGUUUCAUUUAACCUGAAGAGAAUCUAGAUAUUAACUGUUCUAAAUCUCUACUCUUUUAUUUAGCCACUCACUCUUCCCCCCCAUCUUUUUCCUUGUCUGUGAUGAUUGUGUACUGUAUCGAUGGUUACACGCACGCACACACAAACAGCUGUGAAUGGUUGACGAAGGACUUUGAAUAAGUGGAGAAAUGUGUAUGUUUUUUUGUGUUGUGGGUGUGGGCCUGAGAGAGGAGUGUUGUGGUUUGAUAGCUGUUUGACAGACAGCCUUUGUGUCCCCCAUCCCCCUCCCUCUUACCCCCAUCUCAGACUCCUCCCACAUCCAAGCUCAAGACACUCGCCACAGAAUUACGGCUUUUUAAACAUUAAAAGAGUAAAAAAAUCAAACAAAAAAGUAUUUUGAAUUCUGUAGCUUUAGUACAAAGUUUUAAAUCAAGUGACUUUUGUUUUGUUUUUUUUGUCUGAUGUUUGUACAGCUCUUUCUGAAUAUAUAUCUUGUUCGUUGCCAAAUUGUGGCCUACAUGCUUAUAUCUUGUCCCAACAACUUAUAUCUGAUUGGUUGAAUCCAAGGUGUGGCUAUGAAGGUUAGCGGGUUUAUCGUACAAGUCUAGUUGUGGCAUUUAAUGGCUGCGCCUUAGUGUAACUAGGAGCUGAUUAGUCCACCGCCUUUGGCUCCAUGGGAUAGACCAAUCAUGUCGAUCUAAUGGUUGUUUUUAUCAUGGAUACCUGUCAGCCCUGUGCUCCUAAUGGUUGGUUUGGCUGUCCUGUAAAUAUCAAAGACGACUGUCUCUUUCUUGUAGUGUCAACGACAUCACUUGCCCUUAAAUGCUUUUUUUCUGUGAACUUAAUGAAAUUCUUUUUAAGAAAAUAAAAUCAGUAAUCAAUUUA